Aspergillus calidoustus is the source of this 1203-nucleotide messenger RNA. NCBI's taxonomy places the organism in Eukaryota, Fungi, Ascomycota, Eurotiomycetes, Eurotiales, Aspergillaceae. The record is from the annotation of a GenBank genome assembly.
AUGGUUUCUAUGGUCGAGACCUCUCACUCAAACCAUAAUGAUAUGGCGCUCGACCAGGUCGCCAAAUCUGAACCUCUGGCUGAGGGAUCCAUCAGCUCGGCAGUCUCAACUCCAGAUCCUGAGGCAGAAAUCUUGAUGACCCAAGAGGCCCAGAGUCAGAACAUCCAAAAAAGGAAAGGGGGUCGCAAACCUAUCUACGCGACUUCUGAGGAGCGUAAGCAGCGCAACCGACAGGCCCAGGCCGCCUUUCGGGAGCGUCGCACAGAGUACAUUCGCCAGCUCGAGUCCACGAUCAAGCGCAAUGAAGAAUCGCUGCAGACCCUGCAGCAGAAUCAUCGCACUGCGGCGGAUGAAUGCUUGAUGCUGCGUUACAAGAACUCUCUUCUUGAGCGCAUCCUCCUCGAAAAAGGUAUCGAUGUUCAAGCCGAACUCCGUCUCAAGGCGGGAACCCCGAACGGACCGGGAAAGCCUAGCCCCAUCACCGCAAAGGCUCCGUCGUUGCAACAGGCUGCAAUCAGCCGAAGCUCGGCCCAAAGGCACCCCAGCGGCCUUGCUCCCAAGGAGCCCUUUAGUGUACCUCCUUCUCGUGAUGGCGGUUUUAGCAUUCCGUCACCCCAGUUUCAAGCCACGCCUCCCUCACACGUCUCAUCGCCGUCACACACCAAGUCUCCCGGCUAUGGGUUUCAAGGAGCAAUGUCGCCUGCCGGAAUUGAUCCUCAAGCACAGCAUGCACGUUCCCUGAUUUCCCACUCGAGGAAUAUCAGCCAGACCUCUCCGCCCAUGAGCAUCGGUCAACCGGAACCCAUCGAUCCAAAGUCAGGUCCGAUGGGCUCUCGAGCUCCACGUGUUCCCUCGGCAUACUACCCAUCACCAUUUCAGAAACAUUAUGAUCAAUUAGAGCAGGAAUAUGAUGCACAAGCAGACAUGAUUGAUGACGAACACGAAUCAUCUGUAACAGCCUCGCCUUUUGUCCCUGGAUUUAAUGCUGCGGGCACGGUUCCAAAUGCCUCUCAUCCGAUGAAUUCGCACAGCAUUCAUCCAUAUAACCACGCUUCCGGAGAAACAGUCAACGGCGCGUAUGGCGGUACGAAUGCAAUGCUAGGGAACUAUGAGCCGAUGCUCGACGCCGACCCUUUCGGACUGAGUGCCAGCAUGCAUUUCCAGACUCCAUUCAGCUACGAGCAAAGCAAUACGCGCCAAUGA